This is a messenger RNA of Colius striatus (speckled mousebird), 3391 nucleotides long. RefSeq names its product aldehyde dehydrogenase 6 family member A1 (gene ALDH6A1). Gene Ontology annotation, biological process: L-valine catabolic process; thymine catabolic process. Lineage: Eukaryota; Metazoa; Chordata; Aves; Coliiformes; Coliidae. Gene Ontology annotation, molecular function: malonate-semialdehyde dehydrogenase (acetylating, [NAD(P)+]) activity; methylmalonate-semialdehyde dehydrogenase (acylating, NAD+) activity. Gene Ontology annotation, cellular component: mitochondrion. The record is from RefSeq and is a predicted model, not a curated record. The transcript has 12 exons. Bases 72 to 1997 code for a protein of 641 amino acids.
CCGUGGUCCAGAGGGGGCUCGCGGUCCCCCAGGGCCCCGUGGGUGGAACGAUCCCUAGCGGGGAGUAGCUGAUGGUGCCGCGGCGGGGGGGGCGGGAGGUGCUGGCCGCACACGCGAAGGGGGCUGAAGGGUGGUCGGGAGCUCUGAACAACCGGGCCGGUCUGUGCUUCCUCUCCCGUCCAGCUGCCGCGGAGAGCCGGGCCCCCCUGGAUCGUCUCAGCUGCCGCCUCCUUCUCCUCCUCGUCGGUGGUCAUUUCCGCCGGCUCGGCUCAGCUCUGCCCCGCUCUCCGCCCCGUGACCCCCGGUCGGUAGUUCUGGCACGAAUAUAUGGGGCUGCCCGUGAUCAACGGGAGAGGACGAAGAAAAAAGUUCAAUGUCAGAUUUGUUUGCUAUCCGUGUCAGUUUCGGUGUCAAACAAAUUACCCCCUCGCGGGGGAAAUCGCCUCUCGUUCCUUGCGGCGAGCCCUGCCUGGCUCGGCGGCUGCACCGGAGAGCGAUGUCCAACAACCAAACUCUUCAUUGAUGGGAAGUUUGUUGAGUCCAAAACUACUGAGUGGAUUGAUAUCCACAACCCGGCAACAAAUGAAGUGGUUGGCCGUGUACCAAAAGCCACAGACAGUGAGAUGGAAGCAGCUGUGGCUUCUUGCAAAAAGGCUUUUUGGAACUGGUCAGAAACAUCUGUUUUGAGUCGCCAGCAAAUCUUCUUGCGUUAUCAACAACUCAUCAAAGACAAUCUGAAAGAAAUUUCAAAACUCAUCACCUUCGAGCAAGGGAAGACCCUGGCUGAUGCUGAGGGAGAUGUGUUCCGAGGCCUCCAGGUGGUUGAACACGCUUGCAGUGUGACAUCCCUCAUACUGGGAGAGACCAUGCCCUCCAUCACUAAAGACAUGGACACUUAUACCUACCGGCUGCCUCUGGGCGUGUGUGCUGGAAUCGCACCGUUCAAUUUCCCAGCCAUGAUUCCUCUUUGGAUGUUCCCCAUGGCUAUGGUUUGUGGAAACACCUUCUUGAUGAAACCGUCUGAGCGUGUACCAGGAGCUCUCAUGUUCCUUGCCAAGCUGUUUCAGGAUGCUGGUGCCCCUGAUGGGACCCUAAAUAUCAUCCAUGGACAACAUGAAGCUGUGAAUUUCAUUUGUGACCAUCCGGAUAUCAGAGCAAUCAGCUUUGUGGGAUCUAAUCAGGCUGGCGAGUACAUCUAUGAGAGAGGAUCCCGGAAUGGCAAGAGAGUCCAGGCCAACAUGGGAGCCAAGAACCAUGGUGUGGUGAUGCCUGAUGCCAAUAAAGAGAACACCUUGAACCAGCUCGUUGGAGCUGCUUUUGGAGCAGCUGGCCAGCGCUGCAUGGCUCUGUCUACAGCCAUUCUAGUGGGAGAAGCUCAGAAAUGGCUGCCAGAGCUUGUGGACAGAGCCAAAAAUCUACGUGUAAAUGCAGGAGAUCAGCCUGGAGCAGAUCUAGGGCCUCUAAUCAGUCCCCAGGCUAAAGAACGGGUUUGCCAUCUGAUUGAGAAAGGAGUAAAAGAAGGUGCCAGCCUUCUUCUGGAUGGACGGAAUAUCAAAGUGAAGGGGUAUGAAAACGGCAACUUUGUUGGGCCAACAAUCCUCGCCAAGGUCAAGCCAAGCAUGACUUGCUACAAAGAAGAAAUCUUUGGGCCUGUCUUAGUGGUUCUGGAAGCAGACACUUUGGAUGAUGCCAUUGAGAUGGUGAACAAUAACCCCUAUGGCAAUGGGACUGCAAUCUUCACGACUAACGGAGCCACAGCUCGGAAAUAUUCCCACUUAGUAGACGUAGGGCAGGUGGGUGUGAACGUUCCGAUCCCAGUACCUCUGCCCAUGUUCUCUUUCACCGGCUCUCGUGCUUCUUUCAGAGGGGACACCAAUUUCUAUGGCAAGCAGGGAGUGCAAUUCUACACACAGCUGAAAACUAUCAUUUCCCAAUGGAAAGAGGAAGAUGCCACCGUCACCAAGCCUGCCGUGGUUAUGCCAACUAUGGGAAACUAAAUGAGCCUUUGCAGAUGCUGUUCCUGGUGCCCUUCUCCUUCUAUGCUGCACUUUCCAGCUUUAUCGUGACUUAUCAGCAUUUCCUUGGGAAGGAAUAGAAAGCUCUAUUUUCUCAAGGAGCUCUGUUUCUGUGCAGAUCAGGCACACUCACGUAACACACAGUCUGGGUGAACUCUUUUGUUUUUUCCCCACAGCCUGAAACAUCCUUAUCUAAUUGAAAGAGCAGGUGGUGAGAUAGGUCUUAAUUUGUCUUUCUUUCCAGACCCUCUGAACUUAGACAUUAUUCUGGUUUCCACUUCAGUGUCUUUAACCCUGAUUCACUCCUGGUUAUAUCUUGUAGCAGGCUUUUUAUAACCUCUUUAUCUUAGAUGGUAAGAUUUUGGGUCUGCCUUAUUCAAAGAUGAGUGCUCACUUUGAGUAACAUAACUGAGACACCUUGGGUGUCUCAUAGAAGACAUACAUACAAUGAAGGCAGCGAAUUUGGGAGUCGAAAAUGUCAGUCUUGCCUCUGUUGAGCAGUUUUCAAAAUGCUUGGGAACUAGCUUUCUAAGGAUUUUUCAGGAAAGCAUAUUUGAUUGCUUGUCAGAGGGUGAAACAAAAUUCCUGUAUAGCACAGUGACCUUCAGCAUGCUUCUGAAAGCUUGAAAACUUCUAUUCCUGCUGUGCCUGUGUCUUGUAUUCUCCAGCUUGCCAUCAGUUCCAUUGUACCUGAAAGCUGUUUGGUGCCUUUUUACUGUGCUAACAGAUAUGUGCCUACAGGUCCUGUAACAUCAUGAAACUGUGGAAGCCAAAACAUAACUGUGUAUAUGUAUCUUCCUGUCACAGCAUCAUUUGGGCCUGGAUGGAAGACAGAGUAACUAGACAGGGCAGUAGGAAGAAAGCACAAGGGUUUUAAUCACAAAGCAUCCAGGCCUGUUCUGUUGGUUUCUCUUCUGGACUACAGCUGUAUUUUUGCAUUGAUUGACUCUGUCACAUUUGCUCAAACACAGUCAUGUUCUCUAGGGACUGCAGUCCCUUCACUUGAGAAAGAUUAGACUUGAUGUACCUCAUUUUAAGGAAUCUGUGCAUUUGGAGCUGUAGAGCUCCUGUAUUUUUAUUGCUUGUUCCUGGAAGGUGAUGCAGCCAUGAGGGAUCUGCAGGGAACUCAUUCAAGCACCCAUGGAAAAUAAUAUUACUCUAAUGAAUGUAACCAUUACUUGCUCUAAUGAAAUAAUCUGAAUGUGAGCACUUUGCAUCCUGCCUUCUAGUAAGGAUGCCUUGCAACUGACCGUUAUGUAUUAGUGCAAUUGCUGUGCAUUCACUGAUGUUUGUAUCUUCUUUUUUUUUUCCUGUUGUAUCCUAGAGGGAAAUUCUUACAUUGCAAUUUGAUUACAAAUUAAAAACACACUAAUACA